GUCAAUGGCCAAUGCAAAUAAGCAAAGCAAAGCAAAGCAAUGCAUAAAUUUUUUUCAAAGUAAAAGUAUUUCAAAGAUUAAUUAAUAUUAUAUUCUCUUCUGUACAGUAUUUUUUAGAUACAAAAUCUUAGUUGUGAUCGAAAAAUAAGGAUUCCAAAUAUGUAUUCGAUUAUAUUUUAAGUCAAAUAAAUAAGAUUACUUUUUAGAUUCUCAUGAGAUUUAUUAAUAAUUUUAAACAUGAUCAUGUUGCCUUCGUUUGCUUCUACUUUUUAUAGAAAAUUUGGAAGACAUUAUGUCCAAAUAAAACAUUACAAUUCAUGCAUCGCAGCAUACCGUGUACUACAAAGAGAUAAUAUUUUCUCAGUAGAUAUAAAUAAGAAGCUGUGUAGGUAUUUUCGUUCAUCUGUGUGCCUAAAUGACAAAAGCAAAAAAAUAGAUAUAAAGGAUAUUAAGCUGAAUGCAAAUGAAGACAAAGGAACAGAAAAUGUGGUUAAACAGAAAGCAUUGGCUAAUAAUAUAAUAGUCAAGACAGAAACGGAUGUUGAUAAUAUAGUCACUAAGGUGACCAUAGAGAAGCCAAAAGUUCAACAAGAAGCUGCUGAAAAGCAAGCUGUGGUCCCACCAAAAAGAAAGAGACUUCUGAUUGAUUUUUCGGCAUCAUACACUGAACGUAACUUUAUAACACCAAUGAGGGCUAUGACAGAGUAUUUACUGAAGCAAACAGAUUUGGAGAGUUUGCCAAAGGUGCUAAGAAGAAGUCCAUAUGAAUCUGAACCACCUAUUACAGUUCACUAUAGAAAAGAUGUUGAAGCAAAAGCUAUUGAGGUAUGGGGUUCCAAAGAUUCACUUGAUAAAGAAUUACUAAGAAGAGAGUUGGAUAGGAGAAGAUAUGAACAAGAUGUCUUCACUGUCAAAAGAAGACUCAGGAAUUACAGAAGAGAAAUGGGCCACAAGAGAUUAAAACAUGGUGUAGAAGAAAUGGGAUUAAGAACUGUCUCUGGAAGAGUUGUGCUAACAGCUAUUGCAAUAAAUGGGUGUAAUUUUGUCUUCAAAUUUUGUGCAUGGCUGUACACUGGAUCACACAGUUUAUUCUCAGAGUGCAUACAUUCUCUUGCUGAUACAGUAAAUCAAUUGAUAUUGGCUUAUGGCAUACAUAAAUCAGUGCAAAUUGCAGAUCCCGACCACCCAUAUGGUUAUACCAACAUGAGAUAUGUUUCAUCUCUAAUAUCGGGUGUGGGUAUCUUCUGUGUGGGAUGUGGACUAUCUUUCUACCAUGGAGUCACAGGGAUAAUAGAUCCGCAGCCCCUGCACGAUUAUUACUGGGCGUAUUUUGUGCUUGGAGGAGCUGUAGUAUCGGAAGGCGCCACUUUAAUGGUAGCACUCAGUGCUAUUCGAAAAGGCGCCAAAGAGGCUCACAUGUCUUUAUAUGAGUAUAUAAUGCGUAGUUCGGACCCGUCAGUCAAUGUGGUGUUGUUCGAGGACACGGCCGCCGUGGCCGGUGUGGUGGUCGCGGGCAGCUGCAUGGCCAUAUCGCAGUACACGGGCAGUCCGCUGCCCGACGCGAUCGGCUGCAUCCUCGUGGGCACGCUGCUCGGCGGCGUCGCGUCCUUCAUCAUACUGAGCAACGUCGGCGCACUUGUUGGCAGGUCCAUUCCACAAGAACAGUUAGACGAAAUCAAUAGCGUUUUAGAAAGGGAUUUCAUGAUCCGAGCCAUACAUGACGUUAAGGGUAUUGAUAUAGGUAGCAACCUUAUUAGGUAUAAGGCAGAAGUGGACUUUGAUGGCAGAGCGUUAACUAGAUCUUAUUUAGAAAAACAUGACCUUAAUAUGUUAAUGGAGGAUAUGAAAAAAAUAGAAACAAUAGAUGAUGUCGAAUCAUUCCUACUUAAGCAUGGUGAAAAUAUUGUCGACAUGUUGGGGGGAGAAAUUGAUAGGAUAGAAUUGAAAUUAAGGAAAAAGUUUCCGCAAAUCCGGCACUGUGAUCUAGAAAUAUUAUAAAUAGUUCGUUGUAUGGUAAUGUAUUGCUAAUAGAUCGUUGUUAAUUAUAAAAUAAGCUGUUGUUGCAAACGAUUAUUUUCAUAGAAAUAAUAAUAAUCAGUGUUCUUGUCAACAUAUUAUAUUACCUAUAAUACCUAUUGGCAUAAAAAUAACUGAAAUGUACCCAGCUUGUAAUCCUUAGCCUUAUAUUCGUAUCUACAAUAAAAAUAAGUAGUAAGCGUUGUCAUAAAUUUUAGUAUUUUCAUAACAAACAAAUUCUAUACAAUAGAGACUUUGGUCAUGUUGAUUUACUUACAAAGAGGAAUGUCCACCGGCCCAUACCAAGUCGGCCCAGGGAACCCAGGUAUACAUACCCCCGUAUAAAAGUAUAUGGAGAUGAUAAUAUGAUGUUUAAAUGAUUAUUUGGUUUAAUAAUUAGCUUAAUAAAAGUAUGUUUCUUGAAGGAAAAUACAUUUUUUAGGACAAAUGAUCGCCGGUGAAAAAGCGGCGAAGUAACAUUUGAAGCUUUAUUAUUUUUUUCUGUUACCAACAAGCGUAACAAACAAACCAAUUGUAUGUCUUCAAAACAUAUCGUAAAACUCAGUCUGUAUGGUCAACGAUCUUAGCUUGUCCCCGUUGUGAACAAAUUAAAAAUGUUGUAAAACGUUUUUGAUAAAGUAAUGAUUUAAUUAUUAAAGUAGUAUUAUCAAGAUUUUUUUAGAUAAAAGUAAAUUGCCGGGUGGUUAGGGUAGGCCAGGGCCGGGGUGAGCAUUCCCUUUUUAAUUUUUUAGCAAUAUUAAUUUGUUUAAUUUUAAAACAACAUAAAAAUAUAUUAUAGUUUACGAGUAUAUACCAGUAGUUAAAAUUUAUUUCUUGAAUUUACUAAUACAUUUAUAGCACAUUUACUCGUAGGUACAUUUAUCGCACGUGAAGUGAAGUUGUAAUUUAGAUUGUGUUUUCAAUGUUCAGCCAUUGUUGGUAGUUGUACCUACAAAUUAAGUUUUUUUUCAAUUACAGUUAUUCAAUGUAGGAUGGUUGACCUAAGGCAGGUGCAGUAUUUAUUCUCGAAUAUAAUUUAUCAUUAUAUCCCAAGGUCUCAAACGGACAAACGAUAUAUUCGUGUAUAUAAACUACCUAAUUGUUUUGAAAUAUAUUGGAAAUAUCUAAGGCGACAAUUAAUGUUGAAGCGAAAAAACAAACUCAAAAAGGCUGGAUAACGAAAGGAUAACUCGAAAGGUCGAAAAGGUUUACUAUUAUGACGUCUUAUGGAUUCUUUCAAUAAAACUACAGAACCCUAAAAGGAUGCCUAUUUGGAAAUUUCAAGUUUAGAGGAGGGAAAUUAGAUGAGGUUGAGGAUUUUAUCUGGGAAAUACUCUAAAGUUAGAAGGGUCACGGUUUUCAGGCAAUUAAAUCGCGGGCAGUAAAUUAAUAAUGGGGUAGGUACGUACCUACUUUUCAAUUACACUGACAUGUUUUUUCAAAUUAUGUAUAAAAUUAUUAUAGGCCGCGUGGCGCAGUGGUUAGUGGGGCUCGUUACUGCAUCCAUGGCCGUGGGUUCUAUUCCCACAACUGGAAAAUAUUAGUGUGAUGAGCACGAGUGUUUUCCAGCGUCUGCAUUAUUUUUUUAUACUAUCUAUGUUUACUUGGGUAGAUAGUUGUGUGUAUUGUCCAAAUCAAUAUAUUCAUUUAUAUCAAGUAGGUAAGACUUUGAUGUUUUUUAAUUCGUAAGUUUAUUCUGUCAUCUAGUUUUAACAGACCUCUUCAAACUAGAAGAAUUAACAUUUUAAUAUAAGCAGUAUUGCGCUUUAUCACAUCUCGUUCACAGAAGUACAUUUAUACCGCCAUUGUUGUAUUUCGAUUUGAAGAGUUCGUUUGUAAUAUUAAAGGUACUUGAAGUUUAAUAUCUAUAGCCUGGGAUCCGUGAAACAAAACAAGUGAUUACUAUCAAGUUAAUUUUCCGUGAGUAGCUUCAUCUUUUGGUAAACUACCCUCCUCCCAACUUGUAUCAAUAACGAGGUUAUUAAAAGUUGUUACUAACCAGCUGUUUAUUUUUACUGUUGCUUAAUUAAUAGUUAAACAACUUAACACCCACAAUGACCUACAAAUUGCGUGGUAGGUACAUUGUCUCCUUCCGACGCUCGGAAAUUUUUAUUACCUGGUAACCCAGUUAGCUACCAAAAUGAAGAAUUUUCGUACAUAAAAAAGUUAAGUGUCUCAUCAAGAUGAAGCUACACUUACGGAAAAUUAACUUGAUAAUCACUUGUAAAUUUGUUUCACGGAUCCCGGGCUAUUAUGCUUUGUUUAUAAACGCUGGGUAGCGCAAAGUGCUUUACCUAUAUUCGUAGUGCAGUGAAAUGAUUUUUUAUAGCCGAUGAUUUUCCCACUUACCUAUAUAAAAGAAGAGCUUCUUCCGCUAGAUAGGAAAAGAUUAGUGAUUUAUUGUAGUAGAUAUAUAAUGUUUCGUAUAACGAACUAACGCAAAUUUCCGACUGAAUGACGGAAGUACCAACUAAAAAUAUAUAGAAAAUCAAAUUGAGUUAUCGAAAGAUUGGAACGAGUUUGUAUGGAUGUACUGUGGCUAGACUACUUUCUACAGAUCUAUUUGGAGAUACUCCAAGUAGGCACAUAAUGUGGUCAAGGAUAAUGUUAUUGUUAUAAAACUGUGAUUUCUGUUGUAUAUAGAUCCUAAUUACUAAGUAUAAAAUAUGUAGUUCUAAAUCUAAAUAUAUAUGUAUAAUUUAAACUGUAAAUAAAGCUGUUAAAUUAA
Molecule: messenger RNA, 4744 nt
Organism: Bicyclus anynana (squinting bush brown)
Lineage: Eukaryota; Metazoa; Arthropoda; Insecta; Lepidoptera; Nymphalidae
Gene: ZnT49B
Product: zinc transporter 9
Exons: 12
Coding region: 238-1998 (586 amino acids)
Biological process (GO): transmembrane transport; zinc ion transport
Cellular component (GO): membrane
Molecular function (GO): monoatomic cation transmembrane transporter activity
Source: RefSeq, a predicted model, not a curated record